Molecule: messenger RNA, 990 nt
Organism: Aureobasidium vineae
Lineage: Eukaryota; Fungi; Ascomycota; Dothideomycetes; Dothideales; Saccotheciaceae
Source: the annotation of a GenBank genome assembly
AUGCGCGUAUCGACCCGAAUCGACACCAUCUCUUCCCUCAUUCUCCGUCGCAAUAUUGCACCCGUCAUCGGUGGAGUCAUUGUUGAAAGAAGUACCUGGAGAUGGCUGUUCUACAUCAACAUCCCCUUCUGUGUAAUUUCUCUGGCUGCAGUGCCAUUUGCCAUAAGAUACUCGCGGCCCAAGACAACUACCAAGGACCAAUUACUCCCCAUCAAUUGGAUGGGCAUUCUUCUCAGUAUCGCCAGUACGACUUUGUUCUUGAUCGGUAUCAGCUGGGGUGGUACAGAAUACUCCUGGUCCUCUGCCACGACACUCUGCCCUCUGGUCCUCGGACUUGUAGGUGUUGUUUGUACUAUCGUCUACGAGAUGAAAUAUGCCUCAACACCAUUCCUUCAAAUCUCCAUCUUUCACAAUCGAUCGGCCAUCACGGCGUACAUCUGCACAGUACUCACGGGUCUUAGUAUUUACGCCACUCUAUACUAUCUUGUACUGUGGCUCGUCGCAGUCAAGAAAAUUUCAGAAAUCAUGGCGGGAGUGUGCACCCUUCCUCUCGGACUGACUGUAGUCCCAAUCAGUGGCAUCGCCGGCGGAAUCAUCACACGUAUAGGCACAUACCACGCCGCAGUGCAAGCCGUCUCGCCUACAAAAGACAUUGCAUACGCAUCCUCCAUGUUUGCAUUCAUGAGGAGUCUUGGUCUGUGUCUCGGUGUCUCUAUCGGCGGCACCAUCUUUCAAAAUCUAUUGUCGAGACGCUUGGAGUACUAUGGUCUGUCUACCGAACUCGCAAAUAAUGCUGAAGUGUAUGUUGCUCUCAUUCGUUCGUCACCAUUGUCGCCGGAAAAGAUUUUGCUGAAGGACGUCAUGAGUUGGGCGUUUCAAAGACUGUUCGCUGCUCUGAGUAGUAUCAGUGGGCUUGGGUUGGUUGUUAGUGUUUUGGUCGGUAAAUGUUCUUUGGAUAAGGACUUGGACUCGCAACAUAUCAUUGAGUAG